Messenger RNA from Gambusia affinis (western mosquitofish), 2952 nucleotides. It is a transcript of the gene pth2ra, whose product is annotated as parathyroid hormone 2 receptor a. Gene Ontology annotation, biological process: cell surface receptor signaling pathway; adenylate cyclase-modulating G protein-coupled receptor signaling pathway. Gene Ontology annotation, molecular function: G protein-coupled peptide receptor activity; parathyroid hormone receptor activity; peptide hormone binding. The record is from RefSeq and is a predicted model, not a curated record. The coding region runs from base 224 to 1792 and encodes 522 amino acids. The transcript has 13 exons. Lineage: Eukaryota; Metazoa; Chordata; Actinopteri; Cyprinodontiformes; Poeciliidae. Gene Ontology annotation, cellular component: plasma membrane.
UGGGAUUCCGCAAAGGAGGUUGUGACGGGAAAACAACAGGUUUCUAGAAGGCAUCCUUAACAGAACCAUCUGAAUUAACUCCUCCAAUCUGGACCGAAUCUUCUGGGUGACGGAGUUCCUCACCUUUUCUCCCAGGCAAAAAUGUUUCUGUCUGUUGAGAUAUUCUGAGUUUAAUUUGCUGCUGUGCUAAUGAUCAUUGUUCAACAUUAUAACCCAAGUGUUGAUGGGGUUCGACACUCCUCUCUCUGCACAGGAGCAGAUGUUCAUCCUGUAUGAAGUCAAAAUGCGGUGCUAUCAGAACCUGUCCAGUAUGGAACCAACAACCACAGAUGACGUGUGCCCUCCAGACUGGGAUGGUCUUAUUUGUUGGCCUAAUGGGUCACCUGGGCAGAUUAUCAAGGUUCCCUGUCCAGCUUACAUCUAUGACUUCAAUCACAAAGGACACGCUUACAGGAGGUGUGAUGUCAACGGUUCCUGGGUCUUUGUGGAGCAAUGGAACAAAACAUGGACCAAUUAUUCAGAGUGUCUACGGUUCCUUCAGCCCCUCAAUGAUGACGAAGCAAGACAAGACUUCUUUGAGCGUCUGUAUGUCAUGUACACCACCGGCUACGCUGUGUCCUUCAGCUCUCUGUUAGUGGCCAUCAUGAUCAUUGGAUACUUUCGGCGCCUCCACUGCACCAGAAACUACAUCCACAUGCACUUGUUCGUUUCCUUCAUGUUGCGGGCUGUCAGCAUUUUUGUGAAGGACAAAGUUUUCUAUUCGAGUGCCGGAUUGCAAGACUUCGACUUGGCCCUCCUGGAUAACCUGAAAACAGUGAGCAUUUCAUCACUCGACAAGUCCCAGUAUAUCGGCUGCAAGGUGACGGUGCUGCUCUUCAUCUACUUCCUGGCCACCAACUACUUCUGGAUCCUGGUGGAAGGCCUCUACCUGCACAGCCUCAUCUUCAUGGCGUUUCGCUCAGACUCUAAAUACCUCUGGGGAUUCAUAUUCAUUGGAUGGGGUGUUCCUGCUGUGUUUGUCGCAAUCUGGGCGAUCGUCAGGGCAACGCUGGCAGACGCAAGGUGCUGGGAGUUAAGUGCUGGUAACAUCAAAUGGAUUUACCAGGUUCCUAUCUUGACAGCAAUUGGACUCAACUUUAUUUUGUUUGUGAACAUUGUGCGAGUGCUGGCCACGAAGAUUAGAGAGACAAACGCAGGGAGAUAUGACACCAGGAAGCAGUACAGAAAAUUGGCAAAGUCCACCCUUGUGCUGGUGCUGGUGUUUGGCAUCCACUACAUCAUCUUCAUUGGACUGCCUCACACAUUCGAAGGACCAAGCUGGGAGACUCGCAUGUAUUGUGAGCUAUUCUUCAACUCCUUUCAGGGCUUCUUUGUGUCCAUUAUCUACUGCUAUUGCAACGGAGAGGUUCAGACAGAAAUAAAGAAAGCAUGGACACGCUGGAAUCUUGCCUUUGAAUGGGAGGGCCCGGUGGUCUGCGGUCGCUACCGUUACGGCUCCGUGGUUGUAGGUCUCAACAACAACAGCACCAGCAGUCAGUCCCACCUGGCCGGUGGAGGCCAUUCCACACGCUCCACCACCCUCGCUUCAAGUCGAGCUUAUCGAAGCACGGGCGCGCCCUCCAUCAAUGUGCAUGCCACCCUUCCGGGUUAUGUGAUGACAAACUCUGAUCCCUCCAUACCCGAAGAGCUGGAGGACAGCGGCCCCAAAAGAGUGGACGAUAUCUCACUGAAAGAAAACUUGCCUGUACUGAAUAUAAGUGCAACUGCUGAGGAUGAGGAGGAAACGCUGUAGCUUGCAAAACAUGCAAAAAAAGACUGAUUAAAUUUUACACCGGUGGAGCCAUGGAACUCUUUACUUUGUUGUGUAAUUUAAAUUUUGACAAAGGUAGCUAACACAAAUGAAAACUAAAAAAUGAAGGAGCAUUGCGAACUCUACGUGGAGUAGUCAAUGCUGAAAUUAGUUCCAAUGCCCAACACGAUUCAUACAUUUUUAUAUGACUGAAAGGACUGAUCGACAAGUUCUUUUUUUUAUUCUCAAGAGAGACUCAACGAGACACUCAAAUCAAAUUUAUACCUGGAUUUAAUGAAAUCAUUGAACCCUAGCUGUGACUCUGGUGCAGGUGAUAAAAGCAAGCAUAUUCAUUUUAUACAUUUUACUUUAACUUUGUUAAUAUCCACUUGUAACAACUCAUGCUGCACUGGUAUGAAGGGCUUUUGGGGCUGUGAUAUUGCUUGUGGUAAAAAUAAUGUGUAUGAGAGGAUUGAGACAACAAAAGAGCACUUAUUUUUGUCAUGAAGGAAACUUCAUUUAUCCAACUGCCUCUGGGGGCCACUCAAUAGAUGUGUACUUAAAAAACGAGAAGCAAGCUCUUGCAUACAAGUACUGAAGUUAGAAACAUGUAUCUAAAACAGUUUUGGAAGCUCCUUCUUUCUCUUGCUGCUAACUGGUGUGUACCUUUAAUGAGGAUCACAUCUGAAACUAAAUGUGAAGCUCCAAAUCAGAAGAAGCACAGAUUAUUGUUUACAUAAAACAGGGUGUUUGUAAGAUAGCAGUGACAGCACAGGUAGCAUGUCAGACGUAAAAGUGUUUUUGCUUGGAAUAUUGUAUUGAUGAAACAUUUUUUUUACAAAGAAAAAAUUAUAUUUUAACCUCUAAAGAUUUAGUGUGUGCUAGAUUUCUCCAUUACCUCCAUUGAGCAGAGAAUAAAAUCUUAAACAAAAUGUUUUGUUAGGUCCAGAGAAACUUUUCCAAACAAUGUAUUUUAUGAAUUUUAUGUUUUAAUGUCAUUGUAUAAAAAUAAGAGCAUUUUAUAGGAAGUGAAUUGGAUAUUUUCAAAGUGCUGCUGCAUCUUUGAAGUACAUAUUGUUGAUGUGCCCCUGUUCUGAAAGGUGAAUGUUAGUUGAGAUAAGGUCUAUAAAAAUUGCAGUUUCUGCUGCAUAAGGUCUAUGUUA